Messenger RNA from Phacochoerus africanus (Common warthog), 3276 nucleotides. It is a transcript of the gene ZNF507, whose product is annotated as zinc finger protein 507. Gene Ontology annotation, cellular component: nucleus. Gene Ontology annotation, biological process: regulation of gene expression. The coding region runs from base 233 to 3103 and encodes 956 amino acids. The record is from RefSeq and is a predicted model, not a curated record. The transcript is spliced from 7 exons. NCBI's taxonomy places the organism in Eukaryota, Metazoa, Chordata, Mammalia, Artiodactyla, Suidae.
AUGAGGAAAGGAAAAGCGGGGGAAAAGAGGGAAAAGAGCCGGGAGAGAGGUGGGCGAGGACCCGGGCGAGGGCACGGCCAGGCUCCCGGCCGGCCAAAGGAGGCUCGCGGAAGCAGCAGCUGCCGCCCGACCGCAGCUGGAUUUUGAAGAUUGAUCCAAGGGACUGUAUUAAUUUCAGGAAUUGAUUUGAAAGACACUGGCUCUGCCACUUAACAGCCAUGUAACCUUGGACAUGGAAGAAAGCAGCAGCAUCGCCAUGUUGGUGCCAGAUAUUGGGGAACAGGAAGCUAUAUUGACUGCUGAAACUGUCAUCAGUUCAUCAUUGGAAAUUGAUGAACAAAGAAAAGCUAAAACAGAUCCAUUAAUCCACGUUAUCCAAAAGUUAAGCAAGAUAGUAGAACAUGAAAAGUCACAAAAAUGUCUUUUGAUUGGGAAAAAACGGUCACGUUCAAAUACUGCAACACGCUCUCUUGAAAGUCAAGAAUCUUGUGAGAUCCCCGCUAAAGUAACCCAGUCACCUGCUGCUGCUCUUCAAAGGGCUGAGAUGUCACAAAUCCAUUUAACCCCUGAUUCUUUUGCCCAGAAUGAUGGGAAAGCUAUGUCUUACCAAUGUAGCCUUUGUAAGUUUCUGUCGUCGUCUUUUUCCGUAUUAAAAGAUCACGUCAGGCAGCAUGGUCAGCAGGAUGAAGUGUUGUUAAUGUGCUCCGAAUGCCAUAUCACAUCCAAAAGCCAAGAGGAACUUGAAGCCCACGUGGUGAACGACCACGAAAACGAUGCCAACGGUCACAGUCAACCCAAAGCCCAACAGUGCGGAAGCCCCACUGACUCCUUGUGUCAGAGAACCUCAGAAAGAAAUACCGAAACCAUUCCUGACAACCCAGUCAGUGUGGACAACCCACCACAGACUCACACAGUCCAGACGGCAUCCGUGGCAGAAAUGGGCAGGAGGAAAUGGUAUGCCUAUGAGCAGUAUGGCAUGUAUCGAUGCUUGUUUUGUAGUUACACUUGUGGCCAGCAGAGAAUGUUGAAAACACAUGCUUGGAAACACGCUGGGGAGGUUGACUGCUCCUACCCAAUCUUUGAAAAUGAAAGUGAGCCCCUGGGCCUGCUGGAUUCUUCGGUGGCUGCUGCAGCCGGCGGGGUCGACGCAGUCGUCAUUGCAAUCGGAGACAACGAACUGAGCAUCCACAACGGGCCAUCGGUGCAAGUGCAGAUUUGCAGCUCAGAGCCCUUAUCAUCUUCAUCUCCUUUAGAGCAGAAUGCGGAAGAGGGGGUUCACCUAAGUCAGUCAGUUACCCUCGAUGCCAACGAGGAAGAAGUGCUAGAGGUGGCUUCGGAUGCAGAGGAGAAUCUGGUGGCCGACAGCCUACUUUCCUCAGCACAGAAGAUCAUCAGCAGUAGCCCGAACAAAAAAGGCCACGUUAACGUGAUCGUGGAGCGGCUGCCAAGUGCCGAAGAAACUCUGUCACAGAAACAUUUCCUCAUGAACACCGAAAUUGAAGAGGGCAAAAACCUGAGCUCGACGGAAGCCAAGCUUGAGUGUGAAGGAAGCGACGACGUCUAUCAUGCCGAGAAGUGUACCGUGGACAUCGGGGGGUUGAUCAUAGGCUGGAGCAACACAGAGAAGAAAGAUGGCGAGUUAAUAAAUAAAGGGCUGCCUACCGAUGAGAAUGCCCCACCAGGCCGGAGAAGGACAAAUUCCGAGUCUCUCAGGCUGCACUCGUUGGCUGCAGAAGCCCUGGUCACCAUGCCUAUAAGAGCCGUGGAGCUCACACGAGCCAACCUUGGGCACUACGGGAACAUCAACCUCCUAGAUCCAGACACCGGACAAAGGCAAGUAGACAGUACGUUGGCAGCAUAUUCUAAAAUGAUGUCCCCACUUAAAACCUCUUCAGAGGGGUUAACGAGCUUCAACCAAAGCAACCCUACCUUGGUGGCACUCCCGGAGGGUAGGCAGGAAUUGUCAGACGGGCAGGUAAAGACAGGCAUCAGCAUGUCCCUGCUCACCGUGAUUGAAAAAUUACGGGAAAGGACAGACCAAAACGCUUCCGAUGACGACAUUUUGAAAGAGUUGCAAGACAACGCCCAGUGCCAACCCAACAGCGACACGGGUUUGUCGGGAAGUAGCGUGGUGGAGUACAUCCCUAACGCCGACCGGCCCUACCGCUGCCGCCUGUGUCACUACACCAGCGGCAACAAGGGCUACAUCAAGCAGCACCUGCGAGUCCACCGGCAGAGACAGCCCUAUCAGUGUCCUAUCUGUGAGCACAUAGCGGACAACAGCAAAGACUUGGAGAGCCACAUGAUCAACCACUGUAAAGCACGAAUAUACCAGUGCAAGCAGUGUGAGGAGUCCUUCCAUUAUAAGAGUCAACUGAGGAACCAUGAGAGAGAGCAGCACAGUCUUCCAGAUACCUUGUCAAUAGCAACCUCUAAUGAGUCAAGAAUUUCCAGCGAUAUGCCUGAUGGAAAAUGUGCUCAGGAAGGGAAUAAGUCUUCGGCCCAGAAACAGUACAGAUGUGAUGUGUGUGAAUAUACAAGUACUACGUAUGUUGGUGUCAGAAACCAUAGACGAAUCCAUAACUCUGAUAAGCCUUACAGAUGUUCUUUGUGUGGGUAUGUAUGCAGCCAUCCUCCUUCUUUGAAGUCUCACAUGUGGAAGCAUGCCAGUGACCAAAAUUAUAACUACGAACAAGUAAACAAGGCUAUUAAUGAUGCGAUCUCACAAAGUGGCAGAGUUCGAGGGAAAUCCCCUGGAAAGACUCUGUUAAACAGCAGUGAAGAAAGAGCCAAUUCUCUUACUGGAAGUUCAGAAAAUUUGGUGUCAUCCUCCGAGCUGAUUUCUCAGGCUCCCAGUGAAGUCAUAGGUCCUAAUGAGAGUGAGAAACUGAGCCCUACAAGUAAUACCUCAUACAGUUUAGAAAAAAACUCCAGUCUGGCCCCUCCUGGUAUGGAGUAUUGUGUUUUACUCUUCUGUUGCUGUAUUUGUGGUUUUGAAUCUACCAGCAAAGAAAAUCUCUUGGAUCAUAUGAAAGAGCAUGAGGGUGAAAUUGUAAACAUCAUCCUAAAUAAGGACCACAGCACAGCUGUAAACACAAAUUAGAUGGAGUAAUUACCCGAAGAGGAAAACGGUAGAAGAGGAAUCCUUUAAAUCAGUUUCACCUUUGCACUGUCCAGUAACUUACUAGAUACAGAGGAAGUGGUGUGAUUUUUGAGGACAUGACCAUGUGACUUUGGAACCAAAUUUGUAAUGUAAUAGAAGGAAUUCCAAAUGGA